AACGAAAAAAGAACAAAAAUGCGGCCUCGCUAGAAUGACUUGCAUCGCCAGUGACAAGAAGAUCCCUUCUCAGGACAACCCAAAGACCGAAGCCGAAAAGAUCCUUUCCAAGGAACCCCCCAACUACGCACCGCCCUAUCGUUAUUAGACAGCAAGGUACAUUACUGCGUACUUCGUACCUGUGGGCUGUAAGGUACGGAAAGACACCGUGACACCCAGCAAAACCAUCUCCAACUCUAAUUAUCCCUGCCAGUCCCAAGUCUCAAGAGUCUGCGAAACUCGCUUGUCCUUCAGGCUGUUUUGGAAGUCCCGUGCUGGCGUCCCCACUGACGUGCUGUCUACCUCAUGUGCAAGACUCUUCUUGGUCUCUACCCGUACCUACCUUACACUAUCGUGACGUGCCUAGCUAUCAUACCAAGUCAUGGUAGCGUGGGUAUCUGUACGGAGUAGUAGGUACGGAUAGGUAUGGAUUCGUUCGUACUCGAAGGAUCAACACACACACACACACACCUGCCAAGGUACCUUGAUCUGGGUAAAGGCAGCUUCUGCUGUAACGUUGGCGCAGCUAGGGCAAUGUCACUCUCCACAUACCUUUGGGUGUGGAACGACUUGCGACUCUGCCCAGACCACCAGCCACUUCGCCGCAUGAACCAGACGUCAAGCUUGCGAACUUCACCUUGUUUUACCACGCAGCAUCCGGCCGGGUUUGAGGGGUUCCCUCGGUCAUCGAGCCUUAGGCCUUGUGUCUCCCGUCUGUUGCGCUACCAAGUAGUCUUCUGUCUAGAUGCCAACUGUCUAGGCCUGCCCCUCGCUCUUGAUACGCAAUAAUUCGCCUCAACCACAUCUCGUCUUGGCCCUAAGGUAAGCCAAGGUGACUCGACACGAUGCACUCAACACACGGACAGGACCGCGCCAUGGAUCGCAAACAGUGGCACCCAUAACGCUCCGCUCCGAGUUGCUGCUCGCUCGUCCGUCAACCUUCCACUCCCCUAUCUUUCCUUCUCUUCCCAAGUGUCACAAGUCUGGGCAUCCCUUUGAACGGAUGAAUCCACCCGUGACGCGGCUAGAUCUACGUUGUCCCCGUCGUUCAAUGCGAACCUCCGCGGUCCGAAGCCCGCAAUGCAAAUCUCGAGAGGGAGCUCCGGCAGGCACUUGUCAUGUUCACCACCAAACACUGCCCACGGUUCGAGACUCAGCUGUUCCUCGACUCUUGUUUCCUGAAUCAGCCCCCUCGUCAAACACGUUUGCAUCGUAAACGUCGAUACACUUUGGCGCAAUGGCUUCUUUGUGGCUCUUAAGCAGCCCAACUGACUUAACCUUCUGUCAAUAUCAGCCUAGACAUGUCGUCAACGAAUACUUCAGCUCCCCUGCCGCCUCCGCCGCGUAUCUUCGGGGCUGCCUUACUCAAUCUGCACAUAAAGAGUACAGACCACCGCUUCUCGCAUCCGAUUUCGAGCUUGCCUACCACCUACCUAAGCUAGUUUCAAACUCGGCCAUCUUCUCCACCUAUCGACCCCUUUGCACGUAUAUGUCGGUCACUUCAAGUUCCCACUGGCACUGCAGCAUCAGCCUCCUUGUGUAAUGCCAUCUGCGUACACGCCCUUACUACGGAUAGUGGGUCUUAUCACGGCAAGGAGGUCCCGGCGCCCCUGCGAUCCAGCAAAAUAAGGUAGCGCCUCUGGUCCCUGUUCGACUACAACGCGUAUUCGUCUCAUCUACCACCUGUCACCUACGCUCCGCCUCCUUCCGGUCUUCGAUCGGUGGGGGGAAUCUCCCGGAACCGUCGUCAGUGUUUCUUCUAACAUGAUCUGCAUCAAGCCCGACGCUGAAGCCAUGUCUGUUGCUCUCCUCCUCUGGCAUAGGCCUCUCUCUCCGUUCCCAGGACACAGAGGCUCCAUCUCUUUUGCUGGCCCCGCUAUCCCAUCUGUUCCAUCGCCCAGAGACGAUCAAGAACUCGGCGGAAAAUUCUGACCGAGACAAGCCUUGGGAAGCUUGGCAUACAGAGGUUAACUUACACGAGCCUGUGACAACGGAUGGAAACCCGCAACCUUACCGAGACCCCAGAGUCCAAGGUAACUGCCCCCAUCCCGCAACUCCAGGUCCGCGAAUCUGUCUACCUAACCGAGAGUCCUUGAACCUCAUCCUUGGGGUAGGCAGCAUGCCAAGGCAUUGGAGAGGCUAAGCCUCAGUGUCAAACCCGACCAUGGUGCGGUUCUUUGGACUCCUCACACCACAACCACAACACCCCCCGGCAUCUUGCCUGUCAAUGUUCUGGAAGCCGUGGCCACCGACCUUGACCUGAGGUAGCAGAUGCAGUCCAAAAAUCUACGUUCAUCGCAAAAAUCGUACGAUAUUGUUUAUGGUGGCUGCCACUCCACGUGUGGCUUUUGGUGAUCAUCAUAAAGCCUAUCCGGCUCAUCAACCGAGCUUCCCUAGCAAGAAACACAUUGAAAAUCUCUUCAUGAUCAUUCUUUAUACAUCAUCUGAUGGCUUCCCGCGAAGUCUACCUACAGCAUACCCUUCUCAACCUCGUCCUUUCUCUCCUCCCACAGCGUCUUGCCGGUGCAUGAACAGACCGUCUUAUCAUUGUCCCACACGCCGGCACUCCUGGCAAUCACGCCGACUAACGUGUCUGGGUCAUUUUUCAACGCCCCUGCAGACUCAUCUUGUCUCGAGACGACCAUGGCAUGGCCAAUAACUUCCCAGAUUUGAAAGGAUUUGUCGAGAUAGGCGCUGCCUCUGCCAUCCUGGUCGACGUUGAAGACGCCCAAGAAGCCCUUGGCGGCGGCGGCGUCUUGACUGCCUCCCGACCAGACAGGGCCCGUCGAUGAUGCGCCCUCUGCCAGGUUACCGUACUCACGGAUUGUAGCUCGGUAUGACCCGGGGGCAACGCCGCGUAGCGUCAUGUCGAUCAGAGUUGUAGUCGGGGAGACCUGCACCAUUCUAGCCAGACCCCUGACCUCUCGGUCUCGCUGCUCAUUCAACUUUGAAGGCGCAUCAUCUGCAUGGUAAAAAGACUCGAGGAUGCUUACAGCCGCGCCUAAGAGACGUGGUGAGUCAGCGGUCAGAUGCAGUCCGGUAUUCCCAGGUGAGCGAGUUUGAACGACGACGAUGACAACCCAAAACCUGACCCCAUCUGCCGACACCAGUGCCGGUGUGACAAGACAAGUUAGGUGGUAUCAGGAAACAACUUAAUGUCCGCCAAGGGGUUACAGGAAAUGCGGAUAGGAAAGUUGGACUUGGACGACGAGAACACAAAAGCCAAGAAGAGAAAGAAGAGGCUUCAGUUGACCUACUGUUUGAUCCUCCAGAGCCUCGCAGGAUGGCGUCCCUCCCCGUGGCUUGGAUGGCGUCAACAAUUGUUGAUGGUGCGGCUGCAAAACGUCGCCAAGAGUGUUAGCGGCCGGUACAUUCUUUUCUUUUCUUCAAACGGCAAGACAUUCAAUUCUUUGAGUCUAUCCAUCCCCCAUGACAGUUUUGCAAGGCAGCGAAUACAAUCUUGAGUGGAUCAACACGAUGGCCGCUGUCAAACCGGCAAGCUUGGGAAGCCUCAAAGCAUCGCGUGUAUGUGUGGGACGCACAACAGCAAAACCCAAAUGGGUGUAAGACAGGGAAGGGGGCGUGUGUGUGUGUGUGUGUGGAUGGAGGAGGGAUCAACAGCCAUGAGCCGCAAGAAGGAUGAAAGUGAAAAAAAGCUUUCAGAGUUUGCGGCAGAAGACGACGUACCUGUGCCCUCGACGGAAAGCAAUUGGUCCUUGAGAUUGGCCUCGACCUUGGUGAUACCCCCGAGCUUGUACAACGAGUCUGAAACGUCCUUGACGCAGCUGUCACAUGUCAUGGGUACGGCGAAAACGGUCUAGUGUUGGAUUUUCAGACGUUUCAUUAGCCAUUUGAUUCAGUUGAGCAAUUACACCCCCAUUGCUGUGUGUUGUAGAUUUGGGUAUACUUGAACAGGUGGAAAAAGGCAAUGGGUAGUAAAUGGGCAAACGAUGAGGCCCGUGUAUGUGCGUGCGGAAGAGAAAUGGACCCUCAUACGCACAUGUCCCUCUACCCGGAUUGCGUGCGUCUGAACGGGACGGUAUUGGCGGAGGACGGAGCGCGCGAGAAUGAAGGAACAAGACUUUGUCUCCUCGGCCAGAUCCCGUGUCCGUGACGGAGACCUUAGGGGCGGGUGAACUGCCUGCCUGACUGACUGGGCUUGCCGGGCAAAGGGGGAAGGGAGGACCAGACUGGAGAACAGGCAUAGAGAGAAAGAGAGAGAGAAACGGUGUUGAGAACUCACCUGAAAAGGAUAUGAGACGGUCAUGGUGAAGGGUCGUCUGCUUGGCUGCAGCGGGCUUCGUAGCAGAGAGCGGUAAUUGUGGAUGAAGUCAGGAAGGCAGUAGAGCAUGCUCUGUCCUUGUAGGACCCUUUGUUGUUUGUGCUGUUGUUGAGAUGAGAAAAAAGUGAGGUCAGAUUGUUAAACUCCGGUAGAUUCCCGUUCCUAAAAUAAAAAGAGAGAUGGGGUUUGUCGUUCUCGGGAAAAAGAGCCCCAGGGAAUAUUGGUUUGUCGCGGGUUUACUUUGUGACUAUCCCACUUUGACAAGACUCCCAAAGUUUUCGAGUGGUAGUGCUCGUAGAUAUGGUUAUGACGCUGUUGAAUUGCGUACCGACAACCUAUGGGAUGACUGUGCCGGCAUAUGCGGGUUUAAUACUCAUGGCCCAUCGUGGAGUAAAGUUGUCUGUGAAUAUGGGCUUGCUUUGAAAUCGUGCUGCCCCUCCUCUCCCACUCGCAGCCAGCGGACAGCGAGCACGGCGCAAUUGGAUCGCAUCGCCUCAUUGCUUUCCGUCGUCUUCUGCCCCGCCAUGAGAACGCUCGGGCCAUUUCUUUUUGGAGAGCAUCGGCCCCAAAGUCGGCGCUCGGUCUCUGCAGCUGGAAGCAGUCUCAACAGCUGGCACCAUCUGCUGGAUCGAAAGCACUUUCCUUCACCGAGCUGAUGGGAUGUUAUCAUUAUCGUCACGUGAGAACGCUCCCGGCUCCAAAAUUUUGGGAGAAGCUCAGGGUCAGCCUAUUGAAUGGAGAUCGCCAACGACGCCCAAGAACGCGUGACGACGACAUUCUUUUUCCGAGAUCUGACGACGACGCUUCAUCGCUGGCUUGCCCGCUGCCAGAACCGUCCGAUUGACCAAUUCGGUCCGCGAAUACCAGAAACGAGCGUCAACGUCGGCUGAGGCGGCCGGCCCCAGAAAACACAUUUCAAGAUGUCGCAAACCAUCGGCCUGACGCGCCUCUCCUACUCCCGAGUAUGGCACCAAAUCUCCGCCUCGGCGCCCCACGAGAUCCUCUCGACCCAACCGGGCGUCACCCCGCCCUCGCUGGGCCGCCUGGCCAGCCGCAUCGCCGUGCUGCUGAUGGGCAAGCACAAGCCGACCUGGGACCCGUCGACGGACUGCGGCGACUACGUGGUGGUGACGGACUGCGCGGCGCUGCACGUGACGGGACGCAAGAAGUGGCAGAAGACGUACUACCGACACAACACCCGCCCCGGUAGCCUGCGACAGGUGACGAUGGACGUGCUGAUGGAGAAGCACGGCGGCGCCGAGGUCCUGCGCAAGGCGGUGAGCGGCAUGUUGCCCAAGAACAGGCUGCGGGAGAAGAGGCUCGCGAGGCUCAAGGCUUUCGAGGGGGAGGCGCAUCCGUAUAAGCAGAAUGUUAUCCGGUUUGGGGAUGUUCCUGUCGGCAAGACGGGGUGGGAGGAGCAGGUGAAGGCGAUUCGGGAGGCGGAUUCGCAGAGGAUAUGAGAGGGGUUUUUAUUGUCUCUCUUUGUGCGGAACAGUGGCUGUGAAGGGAAUAUGGAGGGGAAGGGACGAGCGAGGUGUAAAGUAAAGCCGUCUUGAGUCGGCGUGUAUAUUCUGUACGAAUACGG
Messenger RNA from Colletotrichum scovillei, 5906 nucleotides. Its product is annotated as 50S ribosomal protein L13. NCBI's taxonomy places the organism in Eukaryota, Fungi, Ascomycota, Sordariomycetes, Glomerellales, Glomerellaceae. Gene Ontology annotation, biological process: translation; negative regulation of translation. Gene Ontology annotation, cellular component: mitochondrial large ribosomal subunit; ribosome. The transcript has 2 exons. Bases 5242 to 5781 code for a protein of 179 amino acids. The record is from RefSeq and is a predicted model, not a curated record. Gene Ontology annotation, molecular function: mRNA binding; structural constituent of ribosome.